UGAACAACACUGGCCUAGUGAAUGUUGGCUAAAGCAAAAUGGCCGCCAGUAAACUAAGCGAGUCUGUCAGCCGCCCAGGGCUCGUCUCUCUUCGGUCUACAGCCUGAAAAGCACGGCGGAGGGCGAAAGGACAGCCGACUGUCAACAUUGGAGUCACCUUUAACGUUCGAGCGAUGUCGUUUCUUCUCCAAGUCAGCCUUGAAAGCCUGGAGGAAGGAGCUCGCUAAGCUAGCUUGCCUCGCUAGCCGAAGCCCUUUUUUUUUCUUCUUCUUCUUCUUCUUCUCCUUGUUGUUGUUUUGUUUUUGCACACACGCACUUUAUCUCCCAUGUGAUUCCCGAGACAGGAGAAUCAGGAAAGGGAACAGCCGUUAAUGGAAGACAAAAAAAAGAAGAAAGACGAUAAAAAGAAAAAGGAAACCUCUCAGAAGGUGCCAGAGCAGAAAAUCAACGUGCCAGAAUCAGCCAAGCCCUCGGGUUCACAGCAACUCGCCACCCCAGCCUCAGUCUCCCCCAACCCUGGCCCCAGUACCCCAUCAUCCCCUGGUCCUGGUGCCACAGGGCUUUCUGCACCAGUUCCCCCUGGUGGCGGGAACAAUGCAAAGCAGCGUACUGCUGUGGCCAACGGACAGCCCUCCUCCCCUUCUGGAAACCAAACCUCCCAGCAGCAGCGAUACAUGUCCCGAGAGGUCCCACCAAGAUUUCGCUGCCAGCAGGACCAUAAAGUGCUACUGAAGAGGGGGCAGCCACCACUGUCCUCCAUGCUUCUUGGGGGUGGCAGAGGAGAUGAUAGCACUAGUGGGAAUGGGGUUGGGAGUGGCUGGGGAGCCACACCAACUCUUUCCGCCCAAGACGCAGAAAACUCCAAUGCAGACACAGGGCUGGGUACAUCCUCUCCUUCACCAACCAACACUUCAUCCUCAUCAUGUGUGACUGCUCUGUCGUCUUCAUCUACUACCACUUCAGCUUAUGCAAAUUCCACAUGGGGGGCAGGAUCUGUCAGCCUGUCCUCCUCUCAGGGUUGUGACAAGAUUAUUGUGGAUAGGACUGAUCUGGACAACUGGCCUAGCAUCCUAGGCUCAGCCAAAUUGAGUUCUGAUGGGUCCGGAGGAGGGACGCAGGAGCAAGACUGCCCUGGUAACAAAAACAGUAGUGCCUCAUGUAGUGAAAGAAACAUCCAGCAGAGAGGGGGAGCAGUUGAAGGAGGAGCAGGGAAAGUGGACAAUCCCUCUCCACCUUGUUCUUCUCUUCCUUCCUCCAUUUCAUCACAAAACGAAUGUGUUCAGACAGGAGGUGGUAUAUGGAGCUCUUCCACCUCCUCUCGGGUGGAGGCAGGGUUUGGAUCGGCAGCAUUUUAUAAUUCCAAAGUCUCCAAUCUGCUUCCCGGGCCUCAAGAGAGUCCUGUGGAUAGCAACAGCAGUCUCCCUGGUGCCAUUUUAAACCCCAAUGUGAACCCCUCUGCAUGGCCAGCACUAGUACAGGAGGAGGCCUCAACUUCAACAACUUACAGCCUUCCUGUACACUCGUCCUCAUUUCCUGACAGUACCACCUCUCCCUCCCUUGAGCUCACAAAGACAGCAGAAGUAGAGAUGCCUAGAGAACUGCAGGAGCCCUUGGAAAACCCAACGUUAGAGCUAAGUUCAGGUGGAGGAGCACUUGAAGCAGAACCAGGACCAAAAAAAGAAAGUGUGGACGAAAGGGUUUCUAAGUCUGACAUCAAUGGAGAAGAGAAUGGGAAUAACUCUGGCUCUCUGUCUUCUUCCGAUGCCUCCUCUUCAUGGAGAUCUUUGCCCGCUGUGCCCUCUACGGGUGCCUCACAGGAAGAUCAAUGGGGAGGAGGGGAGACUCAAGCCCAGGGGCAGGAAGGGAAUCUGUGGGGCUUUGAUAACCAGGGUGACAAUACAGGGUGUGAAAGAAGAAAGGGUGACGUUGGCUCAAAUAUCCAAAAGGUAUCUCAGGGAGUGUGGGAAGACAGAAGUUCAGAAACCGAGUGUGGCGACCUAGCAGAAUGUGUAAGUAACUUGGCAAUAGUGGGUGGAAAAGGAGAAGGUGGCAGCAACAGCGGUGGCAGUAGUAGUGGAGUCAGUGAAGGUGGCGGAGGCAGUGCUUUGUCAGACUCUGCGUCACCAAAGUUUGCAGCUAUGGAAAAUGCUUGGGACAAUCAGAAAGUGAUAGAUAGUGGAGAUGCAGUAGAACAAGAAGAAAAAGGCUCUGUAGGCAAAGGACCAUCCUCUUCCAGUGGAGAUGGAAGUGAAAGUGGUGGAGAAGGGAGUGUUAGUGGGCCGGGCAAAAAGGAUGAAGUCCAGUCUGUGGUCCACCCCUCCCAACAGACCUCCAAUGCUGAAGUGGCCUUACUUGGCAUGCUCAAUCGAUCUGACCUGGAUCCCAGGGUUCUGUCUAACACGGGAUGGGGACAGACCCAGAUUCGACAGAAUGUGUCCUGGGAUUUGGACAAGACCACAGGAGUGGGAAACAGAAAUGAAAAAACGUCAUCUUCCACAUUCACAUCAGGAUCAAUGAACACCAAUAAUCGCAGUUCUGGGUACAUGUCUAAUUCCAGGGUAAAUAGUAAUGAUCAGUCUGCCAGCAGCCACAUUGACAGCAUGAACACUGGCCCUGCUUCAGCAAGAGAAUCAUGGGAUGGUGGUUCCUCACAAGUUACUAGUACUUCUCCCAUGUCUGAUGGCAUCAUACCGAAGCCAGGAAUGCCUGCUAUGGAGGGCAGUAAAGGAAAGGCUGCUCGUGGUUGGGGUGAUCUUCCACCUGAGAAUCCGAGCAAAGGAUGGUCUGACGAACACAGCUGGGGGGACCAUAAAGGAGGGAACUGGAGGGAUAAUGCGGAACAUACCAGUGGGUGGACAGUUCCUCCAGAAGAUAAAGGGACAGUUGGAUGGAAGGGAGCCGAGAGAGCAAAGGUUGGUGGUUGGGAAGGAGACUGGGCCCAGAAUGAUUGCAAACCUAGUGGUGGGUGGGGAGAUGGGCGAAACAGAAGCGCAAGCAGCUCUGAAAACGUAUCCACUUGGGGUAACCUGGAUGAAGGUGGAUCUCAACGGGGCGGAUGGGGAGACACAUCUAAGUCUCACCAGGACUGGGGGAGUUCCAAGCACACAGCAGCACAGCCAAACAGCCAAGUGGCAACAAUGAAAACCCCAAAUCAGCAGCAUCAAUCACAAGGGCACCACCCACCAGGAGGAACCACCCAAGGAGGCUGGGAAAGCCGGGCUAGUGUUGUAGCUGGGGGUCCACCAUCCAAGAAUCAGAACCAAAGUCCGGGCUGGAUCUCCGGCCCAAUACCACAGAUUUCUGGGGAUGACUCAAUCGAACCCAGUGGCUGGGAUGAGCCCUCUCCCCAGCCAAUCGGUCGCAAAAUGGAAAUUGACGAUGGAACUUCAGCCUGGGGAGAUCCUACCAUCUACAGUGGAAAAAAUGUGAACUUGUGGGACAAAAAUAGUGCUUCAGCCAGUGAAAGCCAGGCUCAGCAGGCCCCAACACCACCUAGCAUGUCCAUGCAGCAGCAGCCACCUCGACGACAACCGGGAUUUCAACACCGGGACGCGAACUCUGGAAACACAGCCGUUGCCGCAGGUCCUGGCAUGUGGGGAGGAGGCACGCAAUCUGUUGAUAAUGGCACGGUUGCGUGGGGCCAAUCAGAACCAGCUGCUGGUUGGGGUGAUGCAGAGGAUCCUGGCAAAAGGUCUGGCUGGGGGAACCUGUCCCCUGGCCCGAAUAAUCCAGGCACCAAAUCGAUGGAAACAUGGGGUGGAAAGGGAGAGGGCUCAAUGGCCGCCUCCCGUCAUCCUAGCUGGGAAGAGGAAGAUGAUGGAGGGCCUGGGGUCUGGAAUAACACUGCCUCCCAAGGAAGUGGUUCCUCCUUCAACUCUGGAGGCUGGAGUCAUGGAGGAAGGAGAAGCAACAUGAAGGGGGGGACUGGAGACAGCUGGAUGAACCCGAUGUCACGGCAGUUUUCAAACAUGGGUCUCCUGGGUGACGACCCGAGCUUAGAUAAGAAGAUGGACGCUGACAAGAGAGGGAUGAGCGACUACAAUGGGGAGAUGAGGAGAGGCGGAAGAGGUAGCGGUUACCGUGUUCCUAAUUCCAAAGACAUGAGUCCUGUUGACAUGAGCGGCUAUGGUGAAAAAAUGGGUAGCCAUGGAAUGUAUGUUGGCAGCGGUGGGGGGAUGCCUCCGCCUCGAGGGAUACACCAGCCCAGCGUGCAUCCUAUGAACCCCUCUCAGGGGCUACGUGCUCAAGUGCCUCAUCCAUUCCUGUCUGCUCAGGUGCCGGGGCCAAUGCUGAAGCAGAUGCCGUCUCCUGGUGGCAGCGUGGUCGGAGGAGUAGGCGGUCUCGGUUCCGUUGGAGGGGCUGCAGGUGUCGGUGGAGGCGUGUUCUCUCAGAUUUCCCCACAACAACUGGCAGUGCUGAGUAACCUCUACCCCCACGUGCAGCAGUUCCAUCUGGCUUGUCAGCUCUUGCUACAGCAGCAACAACAGCAGCAGCAGCAGCUCCUGCAAAACCAGCGCAAGUUCCCUCAGCCACAGCCAAUAAGACAACAGCCAGACCCACAGCAGCUGGCAAGGAUCGUUGCUAUUCUGCAGCAGCAAAGACAUCAACAUGGUGGAGCAGCUGUAGGGAGCUCCAAAUUGUCUCCCUCUCACCGUGGAGGAAGUCUGUCUAACCAACCCAUGGUUGACUCCUUCCCACAUCCCGCCUCGGACCUUCACUCCAAAAUGCAAGGGAUGUACUCUGGGUUAGCCCCCGGUGGUAACAUGUCAGGAUUGGAACUGGGAAGUCCCAUGAUGGGGGGCAUGAAGGACAUGGGAGGACAGCAGUCGCGCUUCAAAUGGAUGAUGGAGGGUCAUUCCCCGGCUCCAUCUCCCCCGGACUCCAGCCUUCUGAAGAACGGCUCCACAGAAAACUGGCAGCGUACCCCUGGGAGUAAAAUGGGGAACAAACCCUCCACAUCCAGUUGGCCACCAGAGUUCCAGCCUGGGGUGCCCUGGAACGGAAUCCAGACUAGCGGAGAUCCAGAAUCUGAUCCCUACAUGACCCCCAGCAGUGUUCUUGGCUCCCCAGGACCCCCGACCCUCACUGAUUCGGACCAUCAGUUAUUACGAGACAACAUAGGGCCCAAUGCUGCCCUCAACACCUCGCUGCCUUCACCUGGUGCCUGGCCCUACAGUGCCUCAGACAGUCCACUCAGCAAAGCACACAGUACAGGAAAGUACUCCGAAUACAAGCCCAGUUGGCCCCCGGUGCCCAUCGGACAAAACAAGUCGUGGAAGGCCAAUCGCAACAGUUCACAGCUGCCACGCCCCCCUCCUGGCCUAACCAAUCAGAAACAAGGCACACCCUCUCCUUGGGGAAGUGUGGGCCCACGGAUAGCCCGGGGAUGGGGAGGGGGCGGUCUCAGUCAAGACUCUAGAUUUGGGCCAGGCACUUCUUGGAGCGAUGGGAUGGCAUCAAGAGCCAGUUCCUGGUUGCUGCUGAGCAACCUGACACCUCAGAUCGAUGGCUCCACCCUGAAGACUAUCUGCAUGCAGCAUGGUCCCCUGUUGACCUUUCACCUUGGCCUUACACAGGGCAGCGCUCUGAUUCGCUACAGCAGUCGUCACGAGGCAGCCAAGGCCCAGGGUGCACUGCACAUGUGUGUACUCGGCAACACCACCAUCCUGGCAGAGUUCCUGAGCGAUGAGGAAGUGGCUCACUAUUUUGCACAUUGCCAGGCCGCGGGUACCGACGGGACCGGCGCCGGAAAGGCAGUGACUCCCGGCUCGUCCGGAACCGGCGCCGUUAUGACCCAGAGUGGGGUUAGCUCUCCAAGAAGCGAGGGGGCGGCAGUGAGCGCCACCUCGGGUGGGGACACCGGCGCCGGAGGCGAAAGCGGGCCAGGGGGUCCCGGCGUCUCCGGCUGGCAGAGCCUGGACGGUACCGGUAGCUGCUCGGAACCCCCCUCGGCCCAAGGACCCGGCCUGGGGAUUUUCUCCCAGUGGAGCACUAAUGGAGCAGGGGGAAGUGUCGGGGGGGCGGAGUCUGCCAGGUCAGGACUCUGGGGGGGCAUGACCCCAGGUUACCAUGGCAGCAGCCUGUGGGGGGCGCCACACAUGGAGGAAAGGCAACAGAUGGACAGUCCUGCUGCUUUGUUGCCAGGUGACCUGCUGGGGGGAGGAGCCGAUUCCAUGUAGAGGAUCUCACCUUGUAGACGUGGACUCACUGAUACUGCACACACAUCACCUGCUCUAGUACACCAACAUCACCUGCUCUAGUACACCAACAUCACCUGCUCUAGUACACCAACAUCAUCCAUCACCUGCUCUAGUACACAUCAUAGAUCCAUCACCUGCUCUAGUACACAUCAUAGAUCCAUCACCUGCUCUAGUACACCAAAAUGAUCCAUCACUUGCUCUAGUACACAUCAUAGAUCCAUGACCUGGUCUAGUACACCAACAUGAUCCAUCACCUGCUCUAGUACACAUCAUAGAUCCAUCACCUGCUCUAGUACACCAACAUGAUCCAUGACUUGGUCUAGUACACCAACAUGAUCCAUCACCUGCUCUAGAACACAUAGAUCCAUCACCUGGCCUAGUACACAUCAUAGUUGCAUCACCUGCUCUAGUACACAUCAUAGUUGCAUCACCUGGUCUAGUACACAUCAUAGAUCCAUGUUUGCAUAUCAGAAAUGUGAGACACGCUUAGACACAUUCUUGUGGCCAGACUUAAGCUAUUAUACAUAUAUACAUACAUAUAUAUGUGUGUGUGUGUAUAUAUACAUACAUUGUGUACGUGUGUGUUUGUAUAUACAUAUAUAUAUGUAUGUAUGUGUGUAUAUAUAUAUAUAUAUAUAUAUAUGUAUAUAUAUGUAUGUAUGUAUAUGUAUUAGGGCUGCAACUAACGAUUAAUUUGAUAAUCGAUUAAUCUGUCGAUUAUUACUUUGAUUAAUCGAUUAAUAAUCGGAUAAAAGAGACAAACUACAUUUCUAUCCUUUCCAGUAUUUUAUUGAAAAAAAACAGCAUACUGGCACCAUACUUAUUUUGAUUAUUGUUUCUCAGCUGUUUGUACAUGUUGCAGUUUAUAAAUAAAGUUUUUUGUUUUUUUUAAAAGCCUCUGUGCAUAGCAUAGAUCCAACGAAUCGAUGACUAAAUUAAUCGGCAACUAUUUUUAUAAUCGAAUUUAAUCGAUUAGUUGUUGCAGCCCUAAUAUAUAUAUAUAUAUAUAUAUACAUACACACACACACACACA
This is a messenger RNA of Entelurus aequoreus (snake pipefish), 7233 nucleotides long. RefSeq names its product trinucleotide repeat-containing gene 6B protein-like. The coding region runs from base 372 to 6179 and encodes 1935 amino acids. The transcript has 20 exons. Gene Ontology annotation, biological process: positive regulation of nuclear-transcribed mRNA poly(A) tail shortening; miRNA-mediated post-transcriptional gene silencing. Gene Ontology annotation, molecular function: nucleic acid binding. Gene Ontology annotation, cellular component: nucleoplasm; P-body. NCBI's taxonomy places the organism in Eukaryota, Metazoa, Chordata, Actinopteri, Syngnathiformes, Syngnathidae. The record is from RefSeq and is a predicted model, not a curated record.